This is a messenger RNA of Nematolebias whitei (Rio pearlfish), 804 nucleotides long. RefSeq lists its product as uncharacterized. The transcript has 5 exons. Gene Ontology annotation, molecular function: zinc ion binding. The record is from RefSeq and is a predicted model, not a curated record. The annotation marks the transcript as partial. NCBI's taxonomy places the organism in Eukaryota, Metazoa, Chordata, Actinopteri, Cyprinodontiformes, Rivulidae.
AUGGCGUUUUUCACUCGAUCACUGCAGGACUUGCCAACAAUAUCUGUUAAUGAUGUCUACAGAAUUAUUCAGACUUUCUCGAAAGCGCCCACAUCUAAAAAGGACAAAGGAUUCAAGCUUUGUGUGUCCAACUACAUAAAUAAGUACGAAGUUUCAAACAAGGAGGCAGGAGAAGUCACAGUUAGGGCUGAGUGUUUCCAGUCAAUGAGGAAAAGCCAGAAGCCCCACUGUUUGAGUAUGGUGCUGAGGGAAUCAAAGCCGGUGGAGUUUCAGGGAUGUCAGUGCACCUGUGUGGCAGGUACAGUCCUGUGCAGCCAUGUGGCAGCUCUGCUUUUCCAGACGGCUCACUACUCCCAGUUGAAGCUUCCAGCUGUUCCUCCAGUCCUAAGCUGCACAGACACCGAACAAAAGUGGCAUAAACCGAGGACAAUGGGCAUAAAACCUGGUCCAGUUAAGGACAUGGUCGUCCUGUCAGCAAAACCAAGAGAGAGGAAAAUCUUUGAAGGAAUUAGAAGCAACUUGUAUAAAGGCACUACCAGCCCUCUGCCACUCAUCUCGACCCUAAGGAUACAGGAUGUGUACCGGGGACUUCCAGCUGAAGAAGCGCCAAUGAUCACCACAAUGGCUGUCUCCAACGAUGUCCCUCUUGUUGACUCUUUGUUUGGUCCAGUACAAGAGGGAAGUGUUCUGUCAUAUCAGCUGCCAGCAAAGGUAGUUCCCAGGACCCGUCCACACCAACACGUCCUUUCUCCCCCACAGCUUCCACUCUACAAUUACAGGCUUGAACACUCCAGCUGUGCAUAU